Megalops cyprinoides (Indo-Pacific tarpon) is the source of this 2104-nucleotide messenger RNA. It is a transcript of the gene phf21b, whose product is annotated as PHD finger protein 21B. The record is from RefSeq and is a predicted model, not a curated record. The transcript has 15 exons. The coding region runs from base 80 to 1834 and encodes 584 amino acids. NCBI's taxonomy places the organism in Eukaryota, Metazoa, Chordata, Actinopteri, Elopiformes, Megalopidae.
UUUUAAAAAUUCUUUAUUUUUCGGAAACUUCGCCUCGAUUGCCUCGAAAGUGAACGAAAAGUGCUUCGAAAGUCGGAAAAUGGAACUACAAGGCCUGCAAGAGGCGUUGAAAGUUGAAAUCCAGUGUCAUAAGAAACUAGUUGCACAGAUGAAGCAAGACCCACAGGAUGGAGAGCUUAAGAAACAACUACACGAAAGGCAAACAAGAAUAACAGCCCUAAGCGAAAAACAAAAACUGGCUGUGAGAAGUUGUCCCAUGGGGAACGCCAAGCCCCUCUCUCUCAUCAAACCUCCCAGCCAGAGUAUAGCCAUCUCCGUGGUGCCGGCGAAGACUCCCGUCUCCAUGGUGACCGCACACGUCAAUGGACAAAAGGCGGUAGGCUCCGAGCCACUACAAAUGGCUCCGAUCAACCUCCAAACAUCCAGCAAAGUGUCGGGGAGCAGCACCCACUCCGUGGGCCGGAGAGUCGGGGAGCCGCCUCACUCACAGAUGCUGGGAUCCCUCACAGCUGUACCCAUAAAGGUACCUCAGGUCAGCUCUCUGCAUCGGCUGGCAGUGCAGGCUCCCACAGUGCUACCUCAGGUUAGGCCAAAGACCCUGAUCCCGGACAGCCUCCCACAUAGUCCCAGCCAAGGGCAGCAAGCAGGCCAACCGCCCAGUCUACAGAGAGCCACGGCUGUGGUCAGCCCCAGGACCCAGGGCCCGGCCCUGCCCACUGCCAACAGCACCACUGGGCCCACGCAGCUGGCCAACGGGCAGGCCGAGCCCUUGCCGCUGGCCCCCGGUGUCUCCACCUCCAUCAGCAGUGCGGGCGUGGCCUACGCCAUCAUCUCCGCCUCCCCCGGAGCCACCGUCUCCGCCGUCAGCGAGGCCGUGAAGGUGCAGCCGCUGCUCUUCAGCUCCGACAGCAAGGUGAUAAUAAUCCAGCCGCAGGUUCCCAGCAGCUCCCAGAAUUCCCCUGAGCCGCAGGCCAGCAGCCCUGCCCAGGAGACGGCGCCCUCUCCCUCCCCUCCCGCCAAGAAGAAGAAGGAGGAGGAUCCAGAGAAAAUUGCCUUCAUGGUCGCCCUCGGCCUGGUCACCACAGAGCACCUGGAAGAGAUUCAGAGCAAGAGACAGGAGCGAAAGAGACGAAGCACAGCCAACCCAGCCUACAGCGGCCUGUUCGAACCCGAGCGUAAACGCCUUGCGUCAAAUUACCUGAACAACCCGCUCUUCUUAUCAGCCAGAGACACUGAGGAUCUGUGCUGGAAGGAGGACUCGGAGCAUGAAGAACACUGUGCCGUGUGCAAAGGGGACGGAGAGCUGCAGCCCUGCCACAGCUGCUCCCGCGCCUACCACCCCGACUGCCUCCAGCCCCCCCUCAAGACCCCGCCCAAGGGCGUGUGGAUGUGCCCCAAGUGCCAGAAGAAGGUACUUAACAAAGACAUGUCGUGGCCCCAGAAUUUCGUUCAGUCCUACGUAACACUCAAAACAGUGAGAGAGGAGGAGAAGAGGAGGCUGGUGAGGAAGAACAGCGAGUUGAAGAAGGAGUGGGCCCUGCUGGAGGAGCAGGACGAGAGGCUCAGUCGGGCCGUCACGAAAUGCAUGGAGCUCAAGGAGAGCCUUCUUGGGCAGCAGAAGGAGACCCAGGCUUCGCUGGAGCGCCUGAAGGCCCUGAUCCGGCUCAUCCAGCGGGACCAGGUGAUCCAGGUCACCAUGACGGCCACCACCACCUCGGGGGCCUCCCUGCUUUCCCUGCCUUGGAUCAAACCCACCAGCACAUCCACGUCGCCCUCUGCUGGCACCUCCACGCUACUGCAGAAGAGCCUGCCCCACACCCAGGGCAACAACUGAUCCCUCCCCCACACCUUGCCCUUCUUAACCCCAUGUGAGCCAAGUGGCCACCUGCCAAAAUGCUGGCUCUCCUUUGCAUCUACAUAAAAAAGAAAAAACAAAAAAAAACUUUUUUAAUGUCUGAUGUACCAUCAAAAGGUAUUCAUCAACUGUAAGAAAAAACAUUCAACCAAUGAGGAGUUUGAGGAGCCAUUGUGGCAAAACAAUAUAUCCCACAUGUGGUUCAUGACAAGUAUUUUAUAAACCCAACACCUUCAGUGCUUACAAGAU